AUGGACACGGGAUUCUCAUCGACCAUCGAUUCAAGUGCACCGUUCCCAGAUAACACCGAGUACCGAAGUCUCAUCGGUGUACUGCUGUAUAUAGCCGUCUGUGCACGACCCGAUGUGGCUGUAAGCGCUUCCAUCCUCGGAAGAAAGGUUUGUGCACCAACCGUUGCGGACUGGACAGCUGCCAAGAGAGUGCUUCGUUUCCUGAAGGCGACCAAACACGUGCGAUUGGAGUUCAACAACAAUACCGAAGGCCUCGUUGGAUAUUCUAAUGCCGACUGGGUCGGCGACAUUAGCACCCGUCGGUCUACUUCGGGAUACGUGUUCUUGUACGCGGGUGGAGCAGUGUCAUGGGCGAUCAGACUGCAGCAUUGUGUGACGCUCUCCUCCAUGGAGUCGGAAUACGUUGCUCUUGGAGAGGCCAGUCAGGAAGCUGUAUGGUUAAGAAAGCUAUUGAAAGAUCUUGGAGAGACUGUGGAUGGCCCAACCAUCAUCAUGGAGGACAACCAGUGUCCGCAGCAGCAGCAUCAGCAGCAUCAGCAGCAUCAGCAGCAGCAGUAG
Messenger RNA from Ochlerotatus camptorhynchus, 558 nucleotides. RefSeq lists its product as uncharacterized. The record is from RefSeq and is a predicted model, not a curated record. NCBI's taxonomy places the organism in Eukaryota, Metazoa, Arthropoda, Insecta, Diptera, Culicidae. The transcript has 2 exons. Bases 1 to 558 code for a protein of 185 amino acids.